CUACCGCUAUUGAACCCCGUAAAUCGCGUUAUCUGGAAGAGAGACGCACGUAUGUCCAUUGUAAACUGCUUCUCUACUGCUACGCCGGGCGAUGCAAGGAAACCCUAUUGUGAGGAUAAUGCGGCGAGUGAGUUGGUCGAGUUGUCUAGGCUUCACCCAGACAAGAUAAGAGAGGAAGAGACAGUAACUAAAUUUGCUACUGCUAUUGGGAAAGCCUUGUUCGCUUUGCUUAUACAACCAAUUAAGGAUCUAGUAAUUAUAGAGAGCCUUGAAUCGAUGGGUCUGGAUUCGCUCGUGGCUAUUAAGCUACUCGCUUGGGUCUAA
Molecule: messenger RNA, 324 nt
Organism: Bipolaris maydis ATCC 48331
Lineage: Eukaryota; Fungi; Ascomycota; Dothideomycetes; Pleosporales; Pleosporaceae
Source: RefSeq, a predicted model, not a curated record